GUUGAGGGCUUUUUCCUUAGGUAUUACGCUGAUUGCGCAGUGAUGUUAGAGCAUUGGGGGUGUACCUGUUGCGGUUUUGUGACGGCGGCGAAUUGAAAGAGCGCACCUGAGAGGUGGACUUCUAGAAGAGAGGUGUUUAGGGACACGUACAGAGCAUCAGGCAGUUCCUUAUCAUUGCUCUUCCUGUUUCACACCUGUUCCGUGGGGUGUCUGCGGACAUUAUCUCAGUCUUCCUACAUGUGUUGUGCUGCUCUUUGCUGAGACUGAACGGGCCGAGAUAGCUAAUGUACAGUUUCCACUGCGUGUUUGAGGCGACGAAGGGAGAAGUCGUAUCCCUAGAAUAAAGGUCUGCGUCUGUGUAGAGGAAGAAGCUUGCUUGUAUAGAUUUCAGCCAAAACUUCUGCCUAACUCAGCCUAGGUGAAGCAGUACACCUCGCCCACUGCCUAGUAUUUGCACUUCCAAAUUGGUCAGAACGGAGAAAAUUGUCCUGUUCAGUGUUGGUCUUCUGAGCAUUUUGACAGUCUCGUUAUCUUAUAACAAACAAAACGAGAGUUCACUUGUGCUGGACGUCAGCCCAAACAUUCUACUGUUGGCAUUUUUUUGAAGUAUCCAAACGACGGCUAUUAGCCCAGUUUAUUUAUUCUGCUAAAAUAACAAAAGUUUUCCUUAAAUUGCAUCAGUCGCCUUGCCUUGGUUGUUUGGAACCAAGGGUGCUCUAGUGUUGGGAACUUUGUUUUCCCCUUGCUGUACUUACUGACAGAUUAGUUUUUUUUUUUUAAUUGGGCAGUGCUAGGUUGCUUGCCAGUCAUCUGUGAGCCCUGAAUCUAGACCAGGGCAUCCUACUUUCCUAGUCAGUGUUACCUGCUUCCUAUCAGUUUCUCAUGGCUCUAGAAGCAGUACAGAUCCCUGAUGAUACUGCUUUCCUUUCUUUCAAGCACCAGUGUGAGUCUACAGAGGGAUGGAGCAGCAAGUAUAGUAAAGGGGGGCUGGAAGUGUGGAUGCAGCCAACUUCUCACGAUGCCAAAGCAGCAGGAGUGGUGCAUAAAAUCAAGUGUAAAAUAACCAUCAAAGAUGUGGCGGCAGAGACUAUGUAUGAUGUGUUGCAUGACAAUGAUUAUCGGAAAAAGUGGGAUGUCAGCGUCAUCGAUAGCCAUGAUAUUGCUCGACUCACUGUCAAUGCAGAUGUAGGAUACUAUUCUUGGAAGUGCCCAAAACCACUGAAGAACAGGGAUGUUGUGACAUUGAGAUCUUGGCUCAUUAUGGAUAAUGAAUAUAUGAUAAUAAAUUACUCUGUCAAGCAUCCGGACUAUAUGCCACGCAAAGACUUGGUAAGGGCCGUCUCACUCCUGGCUGGUUACCUAGUGAAGUCAACAGGAGAGAAGAGCUGUACUCUGACAUACUUAGCACAAGUGGAUCCUAAAGGGUCACUGCCUAAAUGGGUUGUGAACAAAUCCUCCCAGUACCUAGCACCAAAGGUUUUAAUGAAAAUAUGCAAGGCAUGUCGUAAGUAUCCUGACUGGAAAGCAAAAAACAACCCUCAUCUCAAGCCCUGGCUAAAUCCAGAGCAGAAUACAUUGCCAACAAUCCAUAUUAGCAUGUUAUCAAUACAGCAUGCCGACUCUCUGGAGCACAUUGAUGAGAGCGGUCUAAAAGAGGUGAAAGAUGACCGAGGUGGUGAUAGUGAUGAAGAUGAAGUCAACUCCAAGAACUGACAAACCAGCACAACAGUCUGCCCUCCAGGAAAGUGACAGAGAAGGCACUAACUGCAAAUACCAUCUCCUCCAUUGCAGUGGAGAUGUGGUAUACAUAUUAAAAAUAAAUAGUAGUAGUCUGGGUUUUUAAAAAAUUGUCCAGAUAACUUACACUAAUAGAAGUAUAUCUAUCUAUAAAUUGCUGUUUUCUUUUCUUUAUAUUUGACUGCAACAUCACAAAUAAGCUAUACAAGUUGUCAUUAUCAGAAAUAAAUUAUCUGAGCCGCUGAAAAA
Molecule: messenger RNA, 1986 nt
Organism: Protopterus annectens (West African lungfish)
Lineage: Eukaryota; Metazoa; Chordata; Ceratodontiformes; Protopteridae
Product: START domain-containing protein 10-like
Exons: 6
Coding region: 883-1713 (276 amino acids)
Molecular function (GO): lipid binding
Source: RefSeq, a predicted model, not a curated record